Molecule: messenger RNA, 464 nt
Organism: Trichophyton rubrum CBS 118892
Lineage: Eukaryota; Fungi; Ascomycota; Eurotiomycetes; Onygenales; Arthrodermataceae
Exons: 1
Coding region: 1-369 (122 amino acids)
Source: RefSeq, a predicted model, not a curated record
AUGGACGUGCUUAAGAGCCCCGAGUUCGCGGAAUAUGUGAAAAACACCAUCGAACGGUACCAUGUACCAGGCGUGGCCAUCGCCGUCGUACAGGGCGAGCACAUCGAGUCUGCAGGCUUUGGGAAAGCAUCCCUGGAUCCGCCUGAAGACUGCACGCCUGAUACCCUCUUCGACAUUGCCUCGACCUCCAAGUCGCUGACUGCGGCGUCGGUUGCACUGCUUGUUGACGACAAUGAGAAACACCCGCAGAUUCAGUACGAUGCUCGCAUGGCUGAUCUCCUACCAGGUGACUUCGUGAUGCCGAUGGACGAACAUGAAGACGUCACUCUGGAAGAUAUCCUCUCGCAUCGAACCGGGAUGGCACCGUAAGAUACAUCUUGUCUCUCCUACACUUAGUUAUUAACUGACUGGCUCUAACGUCUCGAACAGAAAUGAGUAUUCGCUUAUGGGACCAAACGCAGUUC